Molecule: messenger RNA, 5497 nt
Organism: Amphibalanus amphitrite
Lineage: Eukaryota; Metazoa; Arthropoda; Thecostraca; Balanomorpha; Balanidae
Product: rabankyrin-5-like
Exons: 23
Coding region: 297-3704 (1135 amino acids)
Molecular function (GO): protein binding; metal ion binding
Source: RefSeq, a predicted model, not a curated record
UUCUCUCCGGAAAGAUAAUAAACAAUCUCAUUAGUGGGCUAGCACGGUUUCGUGAGAAUUUGAUAUCUCGUGGUUCCAGGUUGGGAGCGGUUACGGUGAUUCUAAUAUAUACUGCCUUGCUUCAAACCAACUUCUUAUUAUCGAAGGUGGUCCGUGGGUAUUUUUGCCAGAUUCUGCAUCAGUAGAAAGCUGAAAAGCUUCACAUAACGUUUCCACAAGGAAUUUUGAUCAAGCCAUCUAAAUUUUGAGUUUAAUUUGCUUUCUGCUCUGUCGGUAAAUCAAUAUCGACAUCAACGAUGGACAACCAAGGCGAGGUGCACAAGCUGCAGCUGCACCUAUCCUUGCUGCGGGAGGAGUACGUCAGGCUGCAGCGCGACCUGGCAGAUGUCAGCCGCAAGUAUGCCAUCCUGUCUGCGGAGAGUGGCGCUCAGGGCGGUGAGCCCGGCGGCUACGUGGCCUCUCUGGUGGCCACAGUGGCUGACCUGUUCCGCUCCAAACAGUUCAGUGACCUGUCAGUGAAGGUCGGUGACCAGGUGUUCCAGGGACACAAGUUCGUAUUCGUCGCCCGUGGCAGCCACUGGGGCGUCAAGUCCGUGGCCGACGUCGUUCAGCUCGACUGGUCGGACAUCAGUUACGAGGUGGGGAUGGAGGUGCUGCAGUGGAUCUACACGGACCAGGCGGCGCUGGCGCAGGGAGACGACUUUGUGCUGGAUGUGAUGCGCACCGCCGACCGGUUCAAACUGGAUCAACUGAAAACCAAGUGCGAGAACGCUCUCAUGUCUUCGGUGAGCGUGAAGAACUGCAUCAAAUUCUACACCACGGCGGACGACAUCGGCGCCGGCACGCUGAAGGACUACUGCUCGCGGCUCAUCUCCACACACUGGAACGACUUCACCAGCGAGGACUUUGCGCACAUGAAGGCGCCGCUGGUGUACGAGAUGUUCAAGUCGAAGACCCGCUACCCGCUGCACGCUGCCAUCCGACUGCUGAGGGAGGACGUCGUCUUCCUGUUCCUGAUCGAGUUCAACGCACAGCUGCCGGAGCGCCUGAACGAGCCGGACGACCGCGAUAACCUGCCUCUGGACCUGGCGCUGCGGCUCGACCAGGCUGCCAUCUGUGAGACGCUGCUCAAACACAGAGUGGACGUCAACGCCGCCGACGGACAGGGGCGCUGCCUGCUGCACAAGGCCAUACUCCGAGAUGACGAGCGCUCGGCGCUGUUUCUGGUGGACCACGGCGCGGCGGUGGACGGCGCCGUGCCCGUCUCUGGCGACACCCCGCUCCACCUACUGGCCACCGGCGGACCCCAAGACGAGUGGAGGGGCCGGCUGGCCAGGAGGCUGCUGGACGCGGGCGCUGAUACCAACGCCCAGAACUCGGAGCUCAGCACGCCUCUCCACGUGUGCGUAUCGUCCGGCUGCACGCCCGUGUUUGACGUCCUCAUCACCCGUCCGUGUGACCUGGAGCGGCGCGACCGGCGCGGCCACACCGUGCUCUGGCACGCCCUGCUGGCGGGCGUACAGCAGAACAGCAUGGCGCAGAGACUGGUCACCGCCGGAGCGAGCGUGGAUGCCGUGAACCAGGCGACCCAGGACACACUGCUGCACCAGGCGGCGCUGAACGACCUCGAGGAGGAAGCCAUCUUCCUGGUCAAGGCCAAGGCUAAAACAGGAGCUUUCAACAAGCAGGGUGAGACCGUUCUGCACGUGGCGGCCGCACACGGCCUGUCCCGGCUGGUGGCUGAACUGCUCCGCCGCGGCGCCAAUGCUAACGCGGCCACGGCUCGCGGCGAGGCCGGCGGGGUGGGGGAGCCGCACCGGCAGACGGCCGCCCACCUGGCUGUCCAGUACCGACACCGGGACGUGGUGGCAGCCAUACUGGAGCACAGACGUAUGGCUGAGAGCUCCCCGGACGCCAACACCAUAGUACCGGACCUGAACCUGAAGGACUCAAACGACAGGACACCGCUGGCGCUGGCGCUGGACAUGAACAUGAAUGAGGUGGCUCUGGAGCUGAUCCGCGGCGGCGCGUCCGUGGACAUCCCUGACCUGGAGGGCGACACACUGCUCCACCGCGCCAUACGCACCGACAACGGACGGUCAGCCACCUUCCUGCUCAAGAACGGCGCAGACAUCAACUGCAGGACGCGGGACGGCCUGUCGCCGCUGCAGCUGAGUAUCGAGCGCGGUCUGCUGUCGGUGACGGAACUGCUGUGUGAGUCGGGGGCGGACCUGUCCUCCUCCCCCGGACACGAUCCGCCGCUCUGGCAGGCCUUGGCGAGUGGACAUACAGACGCCGCCUCGGUUCUGGUCAGGUUCGGAAUAGACACGGACUGUUGGGGCGAGGGACCGGACGGCUGCUACCAGACACUGCUCCACCGCGCCAUUGACGAGAACAACGAGCACAUCACCGGGUUCCUGAUACGCAGCGGCUGUGACGUGAGCAGCGCGCGCCGGCCGGGCCCGGACGGCCGCGGCGGGGACGAGGCGCGUGAUCAGAUGACACCUCUACACCUGUGUGCCCAGUGGGGACUGCAGGAGACGGUCCAGGCACUGCUGGAGCACGGAGCCAACACUAACGCCAGGGACUGUGACCAGAAGACUCCUCUGCACCACGCCAUAGAGAACGGCCACACUGGCAUCAUCACCCUGCUUCUGUCGGCCCCCGAGACGGAUCUCACGGCGCGCGACCGGCUGGGCCGGGCGCCCUUCACCCUGGCCAUGACGAUGAAGAACAACAAGGCGGCGCAGGCCAUCCUCGGCAGGGAGCCGGGCGUCGCCGAGCAGUACGACAGCCGCGGCCGGAACUUCCUUCACGUGGCGAUCGAGAAGAAGGACAUCGAGUCAGUCAUGUUCCUGCUGUCGAUCCACGUCAACGUGCACUCCCGGACUCGCGACUCACUGAGCCUGACUCCGCUGCACCUGGCCGCCCAGGCCGACUCCGAGAUCAUACUCAGGAACCUGAUGCUGGCGGGCGCCCGUCUGGAGGAGCGCACCCCACUCAAGCAGACGGCCCUGCACCUGGCCGCCGAGCGCGACUGCCACCAGUGUGUCUCCGUGCUGAUCGAUAAGGGAGUCGACUUUAACGCCGUGGACAACAACCUGGAUAACGCUCUGCAUGUGGCCUGUAAGGAGGGGCACCUAUCCACGGUGCGUGUGCUGCUGACCGAGUCACAGAUUGACGCCGAGUCGACCAACCUGCGCGGCCGCACCCCGCUGCACAUGGUGGCCGCGCUGGGACGGGAGAACGCGGCCGCCAUCUGCCAGCUGUUCCUCGAGUCCAUGCCCAAAUACCCGCUGGACAAACAGGACGCCGAGGGAAACACCGCGUUGCUUCUAGCCUACAUGAAGGGUAACGUCAACCUGUGUAUGACACUGGUGAAGGCGGGCGCCUCGCUGGGCAUCAUGAACAACCAGGGCGUCUCCAUCUUCAACUUCCAGGUGGCCACCAAGCAGCUCCUCUUCAGAUUAUUGGACGCGCUCUCCCAGGAGCCGGGCUGGAACGACGGUGACCACUGUAUGGAGUGCGGCACCAAGUUCGGUAUCGCCACUAGAAAACACCACUGUCGCCACUGCGGUCGGCUGCUGUGCAAUAAGUGCUCGGACAAGCAGCUGCCCAUCGUCAAGUACAACAUCAACAAGCCCAUCCGGGUGUGUGACACGUGCUACGACGUGCUGACUCUGGGCGCCGCCAUGUUCGGGUAGGUCACCGCGCGGCGAUCGCGGGAUGCUUCAGUGCCACUGCUGUGUAGAGACGUGGAGAAUAGGCUGGAGGCUGGAGGCUGGGCUGGAGGGUGGAGACUGGAGGCUGCGGCGUCGAAAUGGAGCGCUUAUAUUGAAUCGUGUAUGUACGAUGGUUGAGCAGCCAAUACCCUUGCAUACGUGCAUGGAUGGUUAGGGUUGAAGCUGAGUCGCGCUCUCACUAGAUUGGGUUUGUGGACCACCGUGUAUUGUGGACCACUGCGCUGACGCCGGCUGGGGCAGCGUUAUUGAGAUCAUAGCUCACGGAAGAUAUCAUGUGAUGAGAUGUGGCUGGAAUCUCGACUGUUAUAUGUGGAUGGCCAGGGGAUCAGAGGCUGUAUGGGGCGUUCAUUCGGACACAGACAGCAGGAGCCAGACAGGACAGUUUUCAGGAGCAGGAGAUUACUUGUCAGGGACCCACUCUCUCCUGAUUUGUGGGAGUCGAUGCCAGGCUUUCCUGUCUGCGAUAUAACGUUGAGAAGACACACAACCACUAACCAGUCGCCGCCUUUUCCAAACACUGCCUCGGUGAUUUGAUGGAAUAUAGCUGAAGCCAACCUUUGCCAUGACAACUAGACGUAGCUUGAGUGCAUUGCUAACGUCACUUUAUAUCCUGCGGGCCAAAGACUGCUACCCCGCCACCAACCGUAGGCUGCUGUGAUGGCGUCAGAGUGACGUAAGGAGUGACGUCACUGACUGCGUGUGGCGAGCUGCGGGUGACGUCAGUCUGAUGUCGCUGUGAUGUAGCGCUGAUGCCGUACUGAUGUUUGUAUCUCCGCUAGCUGCGUGUACUCUGUAUUCUGUACUUGGCCUGAAGCUCACGAGAAAACUGUCUGUCUGACAGUGACAGACAGGUAGUUAAUUGUUCGGUAUCGUAGGAUAGCGCUCACGGGGGCGUCACAGAAAUCAAACCAUGUGAGACUGUAACUAGCUCGAAGGCUACACCGUGGUUACACGGUGGUUACUCUGGUAACACCCAGUGUGGCGACUGCUCGGCGACUGAUGCAAAUCUUGCCAUAACCGCUGAUGGCUGGCCCGCGUGGUGGUGGUACAAUCGGACGUUUAUACGUGCAGUUUGUGGUAUGUUCAACCCUCCUCUGGGACCCUGACGUCAAUAAGGUCAGCUUCAAACUGCAGAGCUAUGGAUUAUUGAAUCGGUGCUGCGAAAACAAUCGAUUGUUGGCUGACUAAACUGCGGUGAUCCAUAUUGACGACAUAUCUUGAAUUUGUUUUGUAUCCAUGUGUGUAGAAGAUUUAUUUUGUGUGAUCUGCCUUUGACACACGCUAUUAGUUUUAGUUUUGGUUGGCUGUUGUACAGGAAGACACUUAUGUAUCAUGUGCAUGUGGAGCUUUGGUGAUGCAUUAUUCGUACUCGAUUGCUGUGAGCUGCAAUAUGGCUCCGAAUAUGUUGUAACCAAGUGGUGAUAAUUCAGUAAUACUGUGUACCGCGUAGCGACGCAUGCCUUAGCUUCCGUUAUGUUACAGUAAACAGCUUCUAUACUAGGCUGUUAUGUGCCGUAUUUGCUAGAUUCGUAACCGUUUACAAACUCGAUGUAAUUCACUCACGACAGUUGGCCCGCUUAUCUAACGGUAUUAUGAUGAUAUCACGUUUGGGUUCGUUUCUUGUAUGUAUGCGCCUUCUGUGCCGUCGGGCAGGCGCUUUAUCGGUACCUACACCCACUGAUUUGUAAAUGUCGCAUGAACAGUGACUCAUGUCCCGAGAUUUCUACAGAAAAAUACACACUGCUCUGACUCAG